AAUAUUUGCGGAGAACAAAAAGAAAACAAAACGAGAUAGGCGAUCUGUCUCUCUUUGCAAUAACAAAGAGAAAGGGAAAAACCCCAAGAAACUUGGGCAGCAAGCGGCCUUUGCUCUCUCUUCCCUUCUUCAUGGACAGGGAAGAGUCGUGAAUUUCAAUCUACGAUACGACACCACCACAUGUUAUCACUCCUUCUAAUAUCAUGUCGUUUCGUUUCUUCUCCUUUUAUUUCUGCACGAAAUAAUCUUUAUCGACUCUUCCCUGAUCCUUCUCUUCUCUCUUAAUACCAUCACCUGAUUUUUCUUUUUAGGGUUUCUCCCAGUUUAUUGUUUUCUCUCUCUCUAUCUCUCAGCUCCUUCGUUAUCAAGAAGGAUGCCAUCUUUUCCUGCAAUAGCUUUGGAUAGGUUGUUAGAACCUGGAGCUUCAAAAUUUGUCGACAAGUCAGUUCCUAGUUCGGACGACAACUAUCCAGUUCUGAAACCGAAGCCUCCUCCACCAAAAUCGAAGCCACCUUUACCCAAAUCAAACCUAGAGAGGAGGAAUAGUGCGUCGGUGGUAGAGAGGAAAGGUAAUCGUCCUCAAAUAUCGCCUUCGCUGUAUGCGACUCCCGAAUCGACCCCACUUCCUGAUUCGCCAUCUUCAUUUCCUCCUUCGCCUUAUAUAAUUAAUCAUAAGCGACGUGGGCCACGCCUUUUGAAGAGCUUUUCAGAGGAUGAUGUAGCUUCUAGGAAGAAGGAAUUGGAGAAAGAUGAGGUGAAUGGGAAUGUGGAUAAUGGAAAAAAUGAGCUUGUUGAUUCAAGUUAUGGCCAUUCAGUUACUUUUUUCAUCCCUGGUUCUGUUGAAGGUGAGCUUUUGAAUGUUGUCAAUGGGAGUCCUAGCAAAGAGGAUGUUGUAAAUGGGAGUCCUAGUAACGAGGAUGUUGUAAAUGGUGUCCAUCAUGAUACUAUCAACGCGGCGCAUGUUAAUGGAAAGAUUGAUGGGGAAAUAGCGAGUGGUACUAUGCAACAUGGGACUAGUAAUACAAGGAUGGACUUUACCUUGGAAAAGGAUGUGUUGAAGCCAACUGAGCAGAAUGGGGAACGAGAUGGAGACGUUGAUGAUUUCUUUGAUCCACAGGACUCAAUGAGUUAUACUAGUAACACCGAUGUUGAGGACACCACUGCAGCUGAGUGUUCUAUGAAGCUUACUGCAGCUAUACCAGUGGGAGAGUUUUAUGAUGCUUGGGAAGAACUAUCUUCUGAGAGUGGGCCACAUCCUUCUCCUUCUCCUCAUCUCAGUGGAGCUGAAUUGCGUGAAAUGAGAUUGAGUUUGUUGAUGGAGAUAGAGAAGCGGAAGCAAGCAGAGGAGGCUUUGACUAAUAUGCAAAACCAGUGGCAGAGAAUCAGGCAAGAAUUAGCUCUGGUAGGGUUAUCCCUCCCUGCUUUUCCUGUUGAUGUGCCAGAGAAUGACCAGCCAUCAGAUUCUAAUCCUGCAGAGGAGAUUUGCCAGCAAAUCUAUCUUGCUCGGUUUGUAUCAGAAUCUAUAGGAAGGGGCAUUGCAAAAGCUGAGGCGGAGAUAGAGUUGGAAGCUCAGGUUGAAGAAAAGAACUUUGAAAUUGCUCGAUUGUGUGAUCGACUUCAUUAUUAUGAGGCUGUGAAUCGAGAAAUGUCUCAUAGGAACCAAGAAGUCAUAGAGAGGAGCUUUUGAACAAGAGCGAAUUAAGGAAAUUGAUUGAGAUUUCCUGUUUUAAGCAUGCUCAUCUCAUAGCUUAUUAAGGUGUACUGGCUUUAAUUGGCGCCCCAUUGUAUGUAUUGCUAGAUUAUUGGUCUUGUAAUAUAUGGCUUCUUAUUUUGUAGAAAUGGCACGGCGUAAUAGGCAGGCAAGGAAAAGGAGGCGGAAGUGGAUUUGGGGCUCAAUUGCUGCUGCAAUUACACUGGGCACAACAGCCUUGGCAUGGUCGUAUCUCCCAGCAAUGAGAGGAUCUUCUUCUGCCAGUGAUUCUCAUGCGCCAGAGCAUGAUGAUACAGCUAAUUGAUGAGCAUCUGAUCAAUUAAUAGACUCUGAUGUCAUGUCACAGGAGAAUUAAAAGGUUUUAUAUGCCAUCUUGUGAAUAUCAACCUCUUGCUUUUGUCCCUAGCAAUUUUCCUGCCUGCUUAGAUUGCAGGGUUACCAUCAUAAUAAUUCAUUACUGCCUUACUGGUGAUCUGGGAGGUGAUUAAUUUUGGUUUGGGUCAUUGAUCAUCUGGAAUCAUAUUUCUAGCCUUUUUGUGCUUUCAAGGCCUUGCUGAUACCUGCACGAACACCAUCAGGUCCAUCUUAACAUUUUCAAAAGAGAGCUUUCUAUCCGGGGAGGGCCAAUAGUCUCAUUGAUUUUAGUUUGUUCUGUAUUUAAGUUGUAUCCCUUGCAAGUCUCCGCAGCUAUGAAACUAAGGUCAAGGGAAUUGAUAUGUUGAAACAUGGUGAUCCUUGCCAGAAGGGUCUCAACCUAGGAGGAAUUAUUUUGGAUGCUAAUCUAUACAUUAAUGUUACUAGCCCGGGGUGAGUUUCGAUGUUCAUUUGCAUUAUGCAUCAAUGUACGAAACUGGUUAUAGAAAGGUAUUUGUUGUUACGGCCUUACAGCUUGUUGCUAUCGAGCUAUUGACCAAACAAAACAUGGAUUCAUAGAUUGUGAAAUGAAAUUGACACAUGGUGAUCCUGUCAA
Populus trichocarpa (black cottonwood) is the source of this 2681-nucleotide messenger RNA. RefSeq lists its product as uncharacterized. The transcript is spliced from 4 exons. The record is from RefSeq and is a predicted model, not a curated record. Bases 374 to 1687 code for a protein of 437 amino acids. Lineage: Eukaryota; Viridiplantae; Streptophyta; Magnoliopsida; Malpighiales; Salicaceae.